AAUUUUAACAAGGGAGACAAGACUGUUCCUGUUCCCUAGGGAGAGGCUGUUGAACUAAGUGAUGAAAGAAAAAGUGAUGAGACUUUCAAUGAAAGACUGAUAGAACCGAGUGAGGAUGACCAAGCGGACACAGAAAUAUCUGAGUUUCCAUAGGAGUGUCGUCUGUUAAGUUGCAGCAGACGAUUAUCGUCGUCGGGACGCUGGCUUGAGCAUCAUUUGCCAGACUGUGGUAAAAGAAAAUAACUAUGGCAACAGCUCAAGCAGUUCGAACAGACGAAAAAACUGGAUCCUGGGCAUCUAUGUUUCCGGUUGAACAAGUGACAGAGCAGCAGUCAACUUUAUUUGCAAAGAAGCUUAUGGCUGUGGCUAUCUCUAACAUAACUUAUCUCAGAGCUAUUUUUCCUGAACGUGCCUAUGGUGACAGAUCUUUGGGAGAUCUCAAUCUGAAGAUACUGAGAGAUGACAGUUCCUGUCCUGGUGCCUCACAGGUCAUCAAGUGGGUAAAAGGCUGCUUUGAUGCACUUGACAAGAAAUAUCUUCGAAUGUUGAUAAUAGGGAUCUAUGUUGAUCCAGAGGACCCAAAUACAAUAAUUGAGUCCUAUACAUUCAAGUUUUCAUAUUCUACUCAGUGUGGGGUAGAUGUUUAUCACAAUGAGCAGAAGAUCUCCAGCAUGCACACAACGGAGAAGACAAAGAAGGAGACUAUUCAGUUACUGCGUACAAUCAUUGUUUUGACACAGAGUCUUCAACCUCUUCCAGACAAUGUCAUGAUGACCAUGAAACUCCUGUAUUAUGAUGAAAUAACGCCAUCAGACUAUGAACCGCCCGGGUUCCAGCCAUCAGACCAUGAUUCUUUUCGAUUUGAAGAGGAACCAUUAAAUAUAAAGCUUGGGGAUGUAUCUACACCAUUUCAUGGUAUUAAGAUGAGGAUUAAGACUGAUAAGAAGCAGUUUGAUAUUCGUGACAACGAGACUGAGGAAACAGGUGAAGGGCAGACUAUCUCCAACAGUGGACUGGACAAGGAGCAAGAGUAUGAACAGAAACAGGAAAAUGGAAAGCAAACAGAAAGUGCCAAGAAUCCACACAUGAUGGGUAGUUCCCUUCCUUGCAGUGAGAAAGCAGACAUACCUUCUAUCAGUCCAGGAAUGCCAGAGAAAAAUAGAAAUACAAGCAAUGCCAUGGAUACUACAACAUCAAAGGAUAAAGAAGAAUACAUUGUCCGAUGUCCAUGUGGAAAAAAUGAGGAUGAUGGACUGAUGAUAGUGUGUGAGGUUUGUAACCUGUGGCAGCAUGCUGUGUGUUUUUGCAUUCUGGAAGAAGAGCAGGCGCCAGAAGAACAUAUCUGUGACUCCUGUGCAAAAGCUGGUGCAGAACAUAAAAAGGCAACGGAUCCCUACCUGACAGAGCUUUCAGCAAUUGGUGCUCAGGCUACUUGCUUAUGGAGAAGGGCACUAGUAGCUUGUACUGAAUUCACUCGACUGCUGCCAAACCAGCUGGCCGUUAGACUUGGAAUAGAAACAACUGUGGCUCAAGGGCUAAUGAACCGCUUAGAAAAGGAAGGUUUUAUAAGAUAUCAAAAUAAAGGAAGGAGCAGACUUGGAAAAGUUGUUGACAAAGAAAAACUGGAAAAUGUAGGCAUCCCCUCAUACUUCAAGCCACCGAAGGAGCAACCGACAAAGAGAAUCGAUAAAGGAAUCCCCUGUAAAAGAACUAAGCACAAAAAAUGAUAACAAAAAGGAAAAAGAUAUUGCUCAAGUGACUGAAAAGACAGCUUGCAUUAAUCUGAAUAAUCGUCAGCUCCGCAUAACGACUUUAGCUCAGAGGGAAUCAUCUCAAACAAGUGGAAGAAUAGAAAACAGCUCACUUAGUAAGGACUGGCAAAACAAAAAAGGCCGUAAACGUGCUUUUUCAAAAGUCGAUGAGAGUGCCUUUGACAUAUCCAGCAGCCAAGAUUGCUAUGAAAGCACGUUCUAGAAAAAGGAAAAGCAGCGAUGUUAAAAAUGCCAUUGUUGUUUAAGUCAGCAGAAUCAACUUUGCUGUGAAGAGUUAUGUAUUACAAUAAUAAUCACUGGAUAGUGAAGGACAUUGUAUCUGUUGUAAUAGGCAAUGUAUUCAUCGGAUGUGUAUAGGCUGAAGAGAAAUUUUCCUGUGCUAGACAAAAGGUUAUAACGUGAAAGGAUGAAAUUAUGUUAAACCACCGUUUUUCUAAAUUUUUGAAUGUUAUAGUAUUUCGAGGUAAAAAAAAUGUUUUGUGUUAACAUUUUUUUUAGAAUUUGUCCUUAGUUUGGUAGUUUUCUUUUUCUUCUAGUGUAGCUUGGAAAUUGUGUGUAAUUUUUCCAGUGUUAUGUGCAGAUUGCUAAGUCUACUACCUCGAGAAUACUCUCAGGUAUGUAAUAAAAAAAAAAUUGAA
This is a messenger RNA of Pomacea canaliculata, 2410 nucleotides long. RefSeq names its product HORMA domain-containing protein 2-like. The coding region runs from base 246 to 1727 and encodes 493 amino acids. The transcript is spliced from 21 exons. Lineage: Eukaryota; Metazoa; Mollusca; Gastropoda; Architaenioglossa; Ampullariidae. The record is from RefSeq and is a predicted model, not a curated record.